Molecule: messenger RNA, 2365 nt
Organism: Vigna unguiculata (cowpea)
Lineage: Eukaryota; Viridiplantae; Streptophyta; Magnoliopsida; Fabales; Fabaceae
Gene: ABCB28
Product: non-intrinsic ABC protein 8
Biological process (GO): oligopeptide export from mitochondrion
Cellular component (GO): mitochondrial inner membrane
Molecular function (GO): ABC-type oligopeptide transporter activity; ATP hydrolysis activity; ATP binding
Source: RefSeq, a predicted model, not a curated record
CAAAAAACUCUCUUCUUUCACUUCCUUAGUCUCUCUGCACCUCACAACGCCAAUGGCUUCUUCUGCAACACUGUUUCUGCAUUACCCUCUUCGUCUUCUUCUCCAUUCUCCUCUUUCUACCAAAAUUACCAAACCACCCCUCUUACCGCGACCCCUUCUUUUCCCUCGCCCCCUCCACUCGCGCUUCCUCCUCCCUCCGCCACGCGCCUACGUUGCCGCGCUCGCAUCCGACCCGAAUUUCGGAGACCCGGAUCCGAAGCUUUUCGGGUCGGGUUCGGAGAAGGCAAAACCGCAAAACGUGAUCACGUGGAGCCUCCUCUGCUCGCUUCUCAUGAACCACAAACUGCGCCUGCUUCUCGUGGCCGCCACGCUCUUCGCCAGCUCCACCUGUACCCUAUCCAUGCCCCUCUUUUCCGGACGGUUUUUUGAAGUUCUAAUUGGAGCUAGACCUGAACCGUUGUGGAAGCUGCUAACUCAAAUUGGACUUCUGUAUGCCUUGGAGCCACUUGCAACUAUCAUUUUUGUUAUAAACAUGAACAUAGUGUGGGAGAAAAUUAUGUCGACAUUAAGAGCUCAGAUCUUCGGAAGAAUAUUGAUUCAAAAGAUUGAGUUUUUUGACAAAUACAAGGUUGGUGAACUCACAGGUUUGUUAACAUCUGAUUUGGAUUCUCUUAAAAAUAUUGUCAGUGAGAAUGUCUCAAGGGAUCGCGGAUUCAGGGCAUUAUCUGAGGUCAUUGGAACCAUAUUCAUACUUUUUUCUUUAUCACCGCAACUGGCACCUAUUCUAGGUGUUCUGAUGCUCUCAGUUUCCAUUUCAAUAGCUAUCUACAAGAGAUCUACAUUGCCAGUUUUUAAAGCACAUGGGAUGGUCCAAGCAUCUAUAUCUGACUGUGUGACUGAAACGUUUUCUGCCAUUCGAACAGUAAGAUCCUUUGGUGGUGAAAAGCGCCAAAUGUUCUCUUUUGCUAAUCAGGUUCUAUCUUUCCAAUCAAGUGGGAUAAAGCUUGGGACUUUCAAAUCUGUAAAUGAAUCUUUAACUAGAGUUGCAGUUUAUAUUUCUUUAAUAGCAUUAUACUGUCUUGGAGGAAGCAAGGUUAAAGCGGGUGAACUCUCUGUUGGAACCAUGGCAUCUUUUAUUGGAUAUACUUUCACUUUAACAUUUGCUGUUCAAGGACUGGUUAAUACUUUUGGAGAUCUUCGUGGAACUUUUGCUGCUGUUGAGAGGAUCAACUCUGUUUUUUCUGGAGUUCAAGUUGACGAUGCCCUGGCUUAUGGCUUAGAAAGAGAACUGAGACAAAAAACAGUGGAUGAUGAAAACUAUAAAUGGGUCUUGUCCAAUAUUUCUACCGAGAAUAACCAAAAAAAUUAUUUUCACUUUAUGUCAGCUCUUAAAACAUCAAGCAAUUUAUUCAGCUUAGCUUGGUCCGGAGAUAUUUGCCUUGAAGAUGUAUAUUUCUCUUAUCCAUUAAGGCCGGAUGUGGAAAUCUUACGUGGCUUAAAUUUAAGACUAAAAUGUGGAACUGUAACUGCACUGGUGGGUCCAAGUGGUGCAGGGAAAAGUACAGUAGUCCAGCUAUUGUCUCGUUUUUAUGAGCCAACAAGUGGCUGUAUAACGGUUGCAGGAGAGGAUGUCCGAACAUUUGACAAGAGUGAAUGGGCCCGGGUUGUCUCUAUUGUAAAUCAAGAGCCUGUUUUGUUUUCGGUGUCUGUUGGAGAAAACAUUGCAUAUGGGCUUCCAGAUGAAGAUGUCUCUAAAGAAGAUGUCAUUAAGGCAGCAAAAGCUGCAAAUGCUCAUGACUUUAUAAUUUCACUACCACAGGGCUAUGAUACACUUGUUGGUGAGCGUGGAGGCCUAUUGAGUGGAGGACAGAGACAGAGAAUUGCUAUAGCCCGCGCUCUCCUAAAGAAUGCUCCCAUCCUUAUACUUGAUGAGGCUACCAGUGCCCUGGAUGCUGUGAGUGAGCGCUUGGUCCAGGAAGCUCUCAACCAUUUGAUGAAGGGAAGAACCACAUUAGUAAUAGCCCACCGAUUAAGCACAGUCCAAAAUGCAUAUCAAAUUGCAGUGUGUUCUGAGGGGAGGGUUGCAGAAUUAGGCACUCAUUUUGAACUAUUGGCUAAGAAUGGCCAAUAUGCUUCACUGGUUGGCACACAAAGGCUUGCCUUUUUUGAAUAAAUUGGUGUUAUAAAAGUGUGAAUAUGUUCUGUUAUACCAAAUAGCAAUGCACCAUACAUAGAGCUGGAUAAUUAGCUUGCAGACUUGCAGAAAAAGAGAGAUUGAGAGAGCGGAAAAGAAUGGGAUAAUAAAUGUAAAUGAAUAUUGUAUUAGACUUCACUCUUCUUUUCUUAGUACAUUAUACUUGCUUUA